AUGGAAUCAUCAAAUUUACAAAUAUACUGGCACGAAUCUCAACCUGUCUAUAGUUUAUGUUUCCAAGAAUCAACUAAUAAAUUUAAAUUAUUUACUGCUGGUGGUGAUAACAAGAUUAGAGCAUGGCAUUUGAAUACCAAAGAAAGUGACACCAAUUCGAAUUGCGUUAAAAUAGACACUAUCGACUUUCUGUCGUCAUUACAACAACAUGAACAGGCAGUUAAUGUAGUAAGAUUUAAUAAUUGUAAACCUAUCAAUAUUCUAGCAUCAGCUGGCGAUGAUGGUCAAGUUCUCUUAUGGAAACAAAACGAUACAAUUGUAAAAGAAUUCGGCAUGGAUGAGGCGGAAGCAAGUGAAUUAAAAGAAUCAUGGUAUGUCUACAGGAGAUUAAGAUAUUCAUCAAAUUCCGAAAUAUAUGAUCUUUGUUGGUCUCCGGAUGAUAAAUACAUUGUUGUUGGAUGUAUGGAUAAUUGUAUUCGUAUAUUUGAUGUUACUACUGAGAAAUGUAUUAUAAAUUUGAAAGAACAUAAUCAUUAUGUUCAAGGUGUAUCGUGGGAUCCAAUGAAUCAAUAUAUCUUUUCACAAUCAGCCGAUAGAUCAGUCCACAUCUAUAAAAUCAUAUUUGAUCAGGAAAAUAAUACUAUCGAAAGUUUAAAAUUGAAAAAUAGGAUUGUUAAAGGUGAUUUACCAUUAAGAGGUAUUAAUGAUAAAAAUAUUAAUUUUGAUUCCGUUAAGAAUUCUUAUUUAUUUUAUAAUGAAACUUUACCUUCUUUUUUUAGAAGAUUAACUACAUCUCCAUGUGGCAGUUUAUUAUGUGUUCCGGCCGGGAUAUAUAAGACUGAAGAUAAGACUAUUAGUGAUACAAAUGAGAGUACAAUCAACUCUGAGAAUUGUAAUGCAGUAUACAUAUAUACACGAGGUUCAUUCUGUCAGGACAAAAUGAAUAAUAGACCAGUGAUGUCUAUACCACUAUUAAAAAAACCUGCUAUUGUAAUUUCUUUUAAUCCAAAUUUUUAUAAAAGGACAUCCACAAAUUCAAAAUUUAUUGACCUUCCAUAUAAACUAAUAUUUGCCAUUGCAACAUCAAACGAAUUAUUGAUAUUUGAUACAGAAAAUAACGUACCAAUUUCUGUCAUUGGUAAUAUGCAUUAUACUCCAUUGACAGAUUUGAAAUGGAGUGAUGAUGGUACGUUAUUGAUGGUAUCUUCUACGGAUGGGUUCUGUUCUUAUGUCUCUGUAGAUUCAUCUUUAUUUGGGGAAAAAAUUGAUAAUGAUUCCAAAUUGAAAUUAAUAGAACAAGUGAAUAAAUCAUCACCUCUGCUUUCACCACCUCAGGCAGAUAUACCUACUACAACAGAUCACAUUAAAGGAACUGAAUCGAAUAGUAAUAUUCCGGAACAGCCUUUAAAGAAAGCAUUCAACAUAGUGAACAUUUUACCUGUCAAAAGAAAGCUUCCAUACAAAGACGAAAGUGUAGAUAUGACCCAAGAUAAUAAGAAGAUCAGUACUGAAAAUAGGACACCUAUUAAUCCCAUAUCAUUAAAUACAUUACCAGAGAAGGUGAAAAAAAGAAUACAACCAACUUUGUUAAAACCCUUAAAGAAUGAAAAGAAUGAAUCUUAA
Molecule: messenger RNA, 1623 nt
Organism: Maudiozyma barnettii
Lineage: Eukaryota; Fungi; Ascomycota; Saccharomycetes; Saccharomycetales; Saccharomycetaceae
Gene: CAC2
Product: Cac2p
Exons: 1
Coding region: 1-1623 (540 amino acids)
Biological process (GO): DNA replication-dependent chromatin assembly; nucleosome assembly
Cellular component (GO): nucleus; CAF-1 complex
Molecular function (GO): protein binding
Source: RefSeq, a predicted model, not a curated record